Messenger RNA from Parastagonospora nodorum SN15, 96 nucleotides. RefSeq lists its product as hypothetical. Bases 1 to 96 code for a protein of 31 amino acids. Lineage: Eukaryota; Fungi; Ascomycota; Dothideomycetes; Pleosporales; Phaeosphaeriaceae. The transcript is spliced from 2 exons. The record is from RefSeq and is a predicted model, not a curated record.
AUGUAUCCAUCAAGGCCAACAAAGCCCUCCUCCACCAGUCCCAUCGUACACAAGCUGCCAUCAGCUACAAAAGACGAUCACAGGUACUACCCUUGA